AUGAUCUCACGCCCACUUCUGUUGCAGAUCAUCUUAUUCGGUGUCGCACUUACGACCACCAAAGCGGGUGGAGACCUCAGGGAACAGUCAAAUCUGGAUCUUUUCGGUUCUUCCUUAGAAGACGACGCUAAGGAGCUAGAAAAUAUAUUCAAAAGCGACGAUUCAGCUGAACAAAGGAAAUCCGAAGCUCCACAAACCGAGAAGGUCACGAACACGCCGAUUUCAUUCAUAAAAGUGACAGAAACCUCCAAAACUUCUCAGGACUCUUCAACUCAAGUCUUUAUCACAGCAUUAAACGAAAAUUCCACUCAGGCAAAUUCCGCAAACACAAUAAGAAGAGACACCUCAGAUACUGCAUCCACUAUGCCGUCAACGAAGCAUGGCGCUGCUGAUGAGGUGACUGUAACCAAAUCGCGACCGUCUACGCCAGCGGAAAAAGAUGAACUCCUCAGUGCCACGACCGAAACUUCUGAUUCAGAACUUUCUACAUCAGAUAUUCUCAUUACAGCAACUAUGGAUAUCACUCAGCGGGAAUCUACAGUCACACCGAGGGAAUACAUCUCAGGAUCUAUAUUCGCCACGUCAUCAGAAUCUACCAGUACACCAGCGGAACAGAGCUCAACGAUGAUGGAAGGAGUAAAUGCAACAAUGGUAUUACCGUCUGCAUCCACUGGAAAGGCUGAGCUUCUUGAAGUUACAACCAAAGCUUCUGAGCUUACAGAAUCCACUUCUCAAGGCGAUUUCACACAACCAAGCGAGGAAUCUACAACAAACUCCACAACAGCUUCUACAACGGAAAGAAGAGAAACGGAAGAUGCUGCGAGCAAGGCGUUUACUUUCACAAAGGGAACCUUGAGCACAACUACGCCCAAAGAGGUCACGUCGGCUGCGAUAACGAAGAGAGCCUUCUUGGAAAAUGACGACCCCAUCACAGAUGCGAGUACAGCAUUCUUAAGCACAGCAACAACGACUGUAUCCCCAAUCGCGGAAUCUACUUCUACGAUCACUUCGAAGCCUACAGUCACAAGUUCAAUUAUUCCUACUAUACUUCCAAGUACAGAGACGGACUACAGCCACGAUACUUCCACGCCAUCAACUAGUACCACAGUUCCUAGUAGUACCACCAGCACGCUACAAAAAUAUGCUGAAGAAGUACUGUCCUGUCACAUGUGGAUACUGCAAGUUGUGCAUCGAUCAAUUCAUGAACAGAAGAAAUAUCUGCACAAGCAGAAAGCAAUUUACGCUGCGGAUGUGUAA
This is a messenger RNA of Cylicocyclus nassatus, 1257 nucleotides long. The record is from the annotation of a GenBank genome assembly. NCBI's taxonomy places the organism in Eukaryota, Metazoa, Nematoda, Chromadorea, Rhabditida, Strongylidae.